Olea europaea var. sylvestris is the source of this 1375-nucleotide messenger RNA. RefSeq names its product gibberellin 2-beta-dioxygenase 8-like. NCBI's taxonomy places the organism in Eukaryota, Viridiplantae, Streptophyta, Magnoliopsida, Lamiales, Oleaceae. The transcript has 3 exons. The coding region runs from base 178 to 1230 and encodes 350 amino acids. The record is from RefSeq and is a predicted model, not a curated record.
ACCUAUCUGUAUUAAUUUACAUUUUGUUUUCAUAUAAUGAUCUUUAUAAAUGAAAAAUAAAUGGAGCUAUUGCAAAAUAUGACCUUUCAUCCUAGGCUUGGUAAUUAACUGUGAGUUGUCCAUUUCAAUAGAAUAUGGUAUACCGACUUUCACCUUACUAAUAUAUAUUUCUUCUUAAUGUUUGGGUUCAGCAACAGAUUUUUCCUUCUUCAGCCUAUAAGAAUGGGAGAAGAAUCCCCCGAUCCACCAUUUCAAGAAAAAUAUAAAAACCUCUUCGACAGUUUGACUGAAGUAGAAUUAGCAAAGAGUUCUGAGGAGCUUUUAGUUGAUGAAUGCGAACUCCCACUGAUUGAUCUCAACAUGUUAAACCUCGGAGAUUCCGAGAGAGAAGCAUGCAAGAGACAGAUAGCUAAAGCUUCCCGAGAAUGGGGCUUUUUCCAAGUCGUAAACCACGGAAUUUCCAGCCAAGUAUUGGAGAAAAUGAGAACAGAACAAAUGAAGGCUUUUAAGAAGCCGUUUAAUGAGAAGACAAAUGGCAAUGAUCCCAAGUUCUCGAUGGGGAGUUAUACUUGGGGGACGCCAUCACCGAAUUACCUGAGGCAGCUGUCUUGGUCGGAAGCUUAUCAUGUGUCUUUGAGUGAUAUAUUGGGUUCUGGUGGCCUCUGCACACUCAGAUCAACAAUGGAACAAUUUGCGGCAAAAGUGUCUGAGCUAGCACAAAAGUUGGCAGAAAUUUUAGUGGAGAAAUUGGGUCAAAAUUACUCAACAUUCUUCAAAGAAACGUGUUUGCAAAGCACUUGUUUUAUUCGAAUGAACAGAUAUCCAACAUGCCCAAUUUCAACUCAAAUGUUUGGCCUAAUGCCACACACUGAUAGCGAUUUCCUCACAAUAUUGCACCAAGAUCACAUUGGAGGCUUGCAAUUAGUCAAAGAUGGGAAAUGGAUUGCUGUUAAACCCAAUCCACAGGCUCUCAUUAUCAACAUCGGAGAUUUAUUUCAGGUUUGGAGCAACAAUGUAUAUAAAAGCGUUCACCACCGGGUUGUGGCUAAUAAGCUACAGGAGAGGUUCUCGACUGCAUACUUCCUGUGUCCAUCUUAUGACACUGUUAUACAGAGCUGUGUUGAACCUUCCGCCUAUAGAAAAUUUAGCUUCAGAGAAUACAGACAACAAGUGCAAAACGAUGUCAAAUGUUUUGGCUAUAAAGUGGGACUUGCAAGGUUCCUUUUGUGAAAUAAUUAGAUCCUCGUUUGUAGAAUAUAGAUGUACACUUUUUUCAACGGAAGAAUUUACUGGAUCAUAAGUCUUUCACAUCAAAUUAGUGCACCAUAUCCUAUGUAAAAGGUAUAGAUAUCUUGUGUUCUUUGUCUUAGUGUUA